This is a messenger RNA of Thecamonas trahens ATCC 50062, 480 nucleotides long. Its product is annotated as UPF0145 protein. Bases 1 to 480 code for a protein of 159 amino acids. Lineage: Eukaryota; Apusomonadida; Apusomonadidae. The transcript is spliced from 2 exons. The record is from RefSeq and is a predicted model, not a curated record.
AUGCUGCGCAUCGCUGGACAGCGCAGCGGGCGCGAUGUCAAACCCAAGACGGUGCUGGUGACCACUCGCGAGGGCAUCAAGGGCCGGGUCAUCGAGGAGGAACUGGGCAUUGUGUGCGCAACCGCGACCAAGACCCGCUCGUUUGUGGUCGAUCUGGCUGCCAAGUUCCGCGGCCUCUUUGGUGGUGAGAUCAAGGGCUACUCGUGGCUGAUCAACGACGCCACCCAGGAGGCCAUGCUCCGCCUCCGCAUUGCUGCCGUCGACAUGUCCGCCACUUCGGUUCGCAAUGUUCGCAUUGAGGUGGCCACCACCGCUGAUCGGCCCUUUGGCCUCUACGCCUCGGUCUCGGUCUACGGCACUGCCGUCCGAUGCGAGUCGGCCGACCGAUCGCCUACCUCGCGGAUCCUCGCCCAGGGCGAGCGCAACAUCGUCCACCUUGACAAGGGUAGCGAGCCCGACUUUGCCGUCUCUUCAUCCUGA